CACACAAGCAAUCGGCAUCCUAGGCGAGCUUGAGAACAGAUUACAGCCUUUAGUGGCGCUUUAGGCGCACUCAGCGCCCCGCUCACUACCCACCUUGAGAUUAUUGAAGUGCUCCGUGUGUUUGCACAUAUUUGCAACACCUCAGCUGUCAUCGCCGCCUCCGUCGCCGUUACCACGUGCUACCAGCUAGGCGGCUGGGCAAUGCAAACAUGGAUCAUGCGGUGAAAGCGACACGUGGCCGACCAUGGAAUACGCUGCGCUUCGAGAACGACGAACUGGAAUGCCUCUAUCAACGUUACACGCUCAAACUGCAGCGCUUCUCAGUGCUGGGAGUGGUUGCGUUGGUGGUGAUGUUGUGCGGUGUCAUGGCCGCGCUGUCAUUGGCCUACAAUAAUGCGCUCACCUUUCAUAAUAUUUUCAACUCCAUUGUGUGCCUGCUAUUUACAAUUAUCCUGAUUCUACUGCCAUGCCGCGUCAUCAAGGAUCAUCACUUGCCAAUUCUUUGCUAUGGUAUUCUGCUCUUUGCCGCCGUCAUUUGUUUUGUUUCGAUGCCGACACUGGGCAGUGUGUUUCCUGUGGACACAAAAGAGGUCAUGGCUGAGGGUGUGUGGCAAAUUGUCUUUGUCAUCUUUUUGGCAUAUGCCAUGAUGCCGCUACAAAUAUGGGAGGCAGUUUGUUUUGGUAUUAUUUUGCCAUCAGUGCAUAUUAGUUUAACGGUGUACAAAAUUAUUACGGAUUCAUUUCGUUACUUGGAAUAUAAUCAGCUUAUCGCCAACAUUGUAAUGUUUAUCGGUGUUAAUGUUGCCGGUUUGGUCGUAAAUAUUAUGAUGGAACGUGCCCAAAGACGUGCAUUCCUAGAUACACGUAACUGUAUUGCCGCCCGCUUGGAGAUUCAGGAUGAAAAUGAGAAACUGGAAAGACUUUUGUUGUCGGUUCUACCUCAGCAUGUUGCGAUGCAAAUGAAAAAUGAUAUACUCUCACCUGUUGCUGGCCAAUUUCACCGAAUCUACAUACAAAAACAUGAGAAUGUGAGUAUAUUGUUUGCCGAUAUUGUUGGCUUUACGGUACUGUCAUCGCAAUGCAGCGCACAGGAGUUGGUAAGGCUGUUGAAUGAACUGUUCGGGCGAUUCGAUCAAUUAGCGCAUGACAACCACUGCUUGCGCAUUAAAAUUCUCGGCGAUUGCUAUUACUGCGUUUCAGGUUUGCCCGAGCCACGCAAAGAUCACGCCAAGUGCACUGUCGAAAUGGGUCUGGACAUGAUCGAUGCCAUUGCCACUGUGGUAGAGGCCACCGAUGUGAUAUUGAAUAUGCGUGUGGGCAUACAUACAGGGCGCGUGCUUUGCGGUGUACUUGGCCUACGCAAAUGGCAAUUCGACGUUUGGUCCAACGAUGUGACAUUGGCCAAUCAUAUGGAAUCGGGCGGUGAACCGGGACGUGUGCACGUCACACGGGCUACACUCGAUGCUUUGUCUGGUGAAUACGAAGUGGAAGCAGGACAUGGCGAUCAACGUUCGUCGUAUUUGCGCGAUCAUGGCGUAGAUACGUAUUUCAUAGUGCCACCACCACAUCGGCGAAAGCCAUUAAUGCUAAAUACGCUUGGUGUACGCUCGGCCAUUGGUAGUCGUCGCAAAUUGUCAUUUCGUAAUGUCUCGAAUGUUGUGAUGCAAUUAUUGCAUACGAUUAAAUUCUCGGAGCCAGUACCUUUCUCCAACAUUGCCACCGGGUCGUUUCCCUCAUCGGCCGGCAGUGGUACAGGAGCGCGUGGCAGCACGGCCGAAGGUGCCGGCGGGGAUAAGAACACGCGUAAGGUUAUACGACUGCAAAAAAUUUUACACGCCCCCACACCACCCGGUGGCGGUGUUACAAUCUCAGUAGGAACUACUCCUAACUCCACGUCGAAUACGAUUAGUCGCAUUCACAGACUUAAUCAAAAUAAGAAUAAAUCAAAAGUAACGGACAAAUUUAAGCGUCCCUUCCGCAAACGGCACUCCUCAAUGCACUAUCAACCGACCAAUCGCGUCAAUCGCUUCCUCUCACAGGCGAUCAAUGCACGUUCCGUCGAUUGCGAUAAAUCUGAGCAUGUCGAUCGCAUUACUUUGCGUUUUCGCGAGAGUGACAAGGAGCGCGAGUAUCGUAAAGAUUUCGAUUUGGGUUUCACCACCGCCAUGGGUUGCUCGUUGUUGUUACUAAUCUUGGGUGCAGCACUACAAGUGUCAGCUUUACCUCGAACUCUUAUCCUUUUACUGCUAUUCUUGACCGCUUUUGUCUGGAUUAGCGCCAUCCUGAUGCUGCUGCUGGCGGUGCGUCUCAAAUGGAUUGUAUGGGAUUUGGCACGAAGUUUUACGCUACGUUUAGCUAUCACUAUAUUCACCAUAGUGCUGAUCUAUUCGGUGGGUCAAGUGAAUGUGUUCACUUGUGUUAUGGAUCAUCCCUGCGCUAGUAAUGUUACAACACAUACACCCACUUUGGAGGAAGACUUACUCAUAUUGGCCCAUCAUAGUGAGGCGCACCGAAAGUGCUCGCUGCCGCAAUAUGUUUCGCUAUCGGCCACUUUUGCAUUUUUGUCAGUUUCAGUAUUUUUACGAUUGCCAACAAUUUUCAAAUCCUUGCUGAUACUGCUGAUGGGAACCAUUUAUGGACUUUUUAUUGAAAUGUCUCAUAUAAAUAUUUUCAAUUGUUAUGACAGCAGAGUCAACUCAUCCAUUCCGCUCCAUUUGAUCUCAUUGGCACGUAUAAUAAUUUUUAUGAUUGCAAUAUUGGUGCAUGGACGUUUGGUUGAGUGGACAGCACGCCUGGAUUUCCUUUGGCAGUUGCAAGCCUCACAGGAGAAGAAGGAAAUGGAUGUUUUGCAGGAAUCAAAUAAGCGGAUUUUACAUAAUUUGCUGCCAGCUCAUGUGGCUGCACAUUUUCUCGAUAAUCAAUUUCGUAGUAAUAUGGAACUCUAUCAUCAAAGCUAUGCCAAAGUUGGUGUCAUAUUCGCAUCGGUGCCGAACUUCCAUGAGUUCUACACAGAAAUGGAUGGGUCGGAUCAGGGAUUGGAGUGCUUGCGGUUGCUGAACGAGAUAAUUGCCGAUUUCGAUGAGCUUCUGAAAGAGGAUCGUUUCCAUGGCAUUGAUAAAAUCAAAACUGUCGGCAGCACUUACAUGGCUGUUGUGGGCCUUAUACCCGAAUAUCGCAUCAAUGCCAAUGAUCCAAAUUCGGUGCGUCGCCACAUGACUGCUCUAGUUGAGUAUGUGAAAGCAAUGCGUCUAUCGCUGCAAGAAAUCAACAGUCACUCGUAUAACAAUUUUAUGUUACGUGUUGGCGUCAAUAUUGGACCUGUGGUGGCUGGUGUGAUUGGCGCGCGCAAACCACAAUACGACAUUUGGGGUAAUACCGUAAAUGUAGCGAGUCGCAUGGACUCCACCGGCAUACCAGGCUACACACAAGUGACGCAGGAAGUUGUAGACAGCUUGCAGGGUUCACAUUUCGAAUUUCGCUGUCGUGGCACUAUCAAGGUCAAAGGUAAAGGUGAUAUGGUCACAUACUUCCUGUGCGACUCCUCGAGCAAUGGGCUUAAUGGUGAGGUGCGCAAUGCUAUGAUUGCCAAUCGCGCUAUCACACAGAAUGGCAAUGGUUUUGCAACACAACAGCAACAGCAACAACAGCAGACUCAACCAAAUGGUUUGCCAUCAGCCAUGCAUGCACAUCCAGCAGAAUACUAUCAAAAGCAAUCACAGUUCCAGGAUAACAGUUACCAGUUGAACAUGAACAGUGAGACGUACAACAUCAAAAAGGAUAAUUACGGCUACAACAACAUAGACACAAACCAAAUUUUGCUGAAAACCUCACCCAAUGCACUGCAUGAGGAGCAACAACAAUUGCUAAUGCAUCAGCAACAGACGCCGCAACAACCAUAUCAACAUCAUUUAGCGCAACAACAACAACAGCGCUUGAAUAGUAAAUUGCAAAAGCAACCGAAUUUCAUCGCCAACGGUGGUUUGCCGAAUAUACGCGAAAAUUGUCAUAACGGCGAACACAAUGGCAGUAAUGGCGGCAGCAAUGGCGUUGGUGGUUAUGCCUACAAUGGCUACCAUCCGGCGCCACAACUAGCACAACAAGCACAGCAGCAACAACAGCAGCAGCAGUACAACAAUAACUAUGCACAUCAUCAACGAUCACAUUCCUCCAGUUCGAUGGGUGGCGGUAGCAUUGGCGUUAUGGGUGUGAUCACAAUGGCAGCGUCAUCUUCCCCAGCCCUACCCACACAACAACAAGUUCAACCAGUUUCAGCACAAGCCACCCCCUCCAUGGUAAUGUUGCGCGAACAAUUUAAUAUAAUUGAAAAUCCCGGUGGUAAUCGGCUUGAGUACAUUAAUCAUGACCCCUACGCACAGGUGGAGAGCUAUAACAAUUUAUUUGGUAAUGGUAAUGGUGGUGGUGGUGGUGUAAGCGCUGGUGGUAGGCGUGAACCGCAUGCCGCACGCAAUUACCACCAUUUGCAUCACAAUCAACAGCAUUCGUCGUCGUACAGCACGAAUAGUAACUGUAUGAAUUAUAAUAAUUGCCGUGAAAGUGAACCAUUGUUGCAUGCCGCACCAAUUGCCAAGAUAUUGCCAAUGCAACAAUUUCCACCUAAAUAUGAACCUCCACGAUACACAUGUCCCAAUACCAUAAUGCUGCAACAGCAGCAACAUUUACAACAACAAUUGCAACUGCAACAUCAUCAUCAUCAUCAGCAGCAAUUGCAUCAACAAUAUCCACUAUACUCCCAACAUCCUCAACCGCCAUUACCAGUUCCACCACCCAAACCCUCAAAUCUAACUGCAUCCUCAUUAGCCACAGCCUCAGUGUCAGCCUCAGCCUCAGCAUCACUGAAUCAGAAUACACCUCUCUUACGCACUACCUACAUGAAGCCUCUGCCGAAAUUGCCGACCGAAAUCGAAGAGAACCGUGAGAUGUCUUCCACCGAUGAUCUCAGUUCACGUCCACAUUCGCCAUCCAUGAGUUCCUCAGAUGAAAGUUACUCGAAGACUACCGAGGGUGAGGGUGACGAAGACUCACCACGCAUUACAGCAAUGGGUAACCAUAAUCAUCAUCAGCGUAACGGUGCUAAUCCUUUACAGUGGCUAUAUCCAUGCGACAUUCAAGUGGAUCCCACAUCGCCCGUGGUUGACAUGUCAAAUCUAAAAGAUUUCGAAGUGAGCUCGACAACCGAGAGUCAAGGUCAACAAACGAAUACCACACACAAUAAAGGCGAUUCCUGCAAUAGUUUUGAGUAUCAAGAUCGCGUUUUACUUGCCGCCAACAAAAAGCAAUCCAGUAAUGGUGGCGGUGGCGGUGGCGGUAGUAGCAAUGGCGCCAAUGGUGGUGGGGGCAAUGGCGGUGGUUCCACAUCCGCCAGCAAUUCGGCGAAAUCGCCAUUCGAGAGGGAACUGCAAAGACUUUUGAAUGAAUCAUCACGUGCGCGUGCACUUGCCGCCACCUCCUCGUCCGGCGGCAACAUUACAUCCGCUUCGAACUCCAACACUAAUCCCGAAGGCAACACGACAAGCAACAGCAGCAGUCGCAACAAUAUUGAAUUAAGCUACUCGGCGAGCAACAGUAAAUUAAGCUCAAAUAAUGGACUAGCAGCCGGGGGAAGCGGUAGCAAUGGAAACCUUAGCGGCAGCAAUUCGAUGAGUGGCAACAACAACCAAAAGUCGUUGACCACAACAAUAUUGGAUGAGCUGACUUCGCCGACAACGGGCCGUCAACCGUCCAAAAUACCAAUUAGCACGAGUUUUAUGAUCGCUAAACAUCCUGUUGGUUUGGAGGCCAUAAAGGAGAUAACGCGUAAUAAAAAUCCAUCAGAAUCAAGCCAAAUGCAAACUUCCGAUACAGAAUCCUGUGAAAUUUUACACGAGAACUGUAAUCAAUUAAAUUUGAAUAUACUAGACGCAGUCAACAACCAGUCAUCCACAUCAACGGGCACAAACUAUCGCGACUCAAAUCAACCGCAGCAGCAAGCAAAGGAUCACAACUACCGACAUCGCCAACGACCGCGUUCCAAAGAGCUCGACCAAAGUCGUGAAAGUCUUGAUCAACUGGCCGAUGGGAGCGAGCAGCAGCAACCUCAGCGGCAUGUGCGUCACCAUCAUCAUCACCAUCAUCACCACCAUCAACGGCCACGUGUGAAUCAUACAGCAGCGUUGAGUAACGACACCGAACGUGAUGAUACCGAAGAUAAUUUAGCCGAUGAGGAAUUCGAAGAUGAUGAGGUGGGACGUGAUGUGCGAAAAAAACGUUUGGUGACAAUUUCGACGGAGGAACAGCAUGCCAAUAAGGUGAGCGCUGGUGUCAAUUGUUACGAAGAUGAUGAAGACGAACACGAAGGCAGUGCAUAUAACCAUAAACAUGACGAUCAUGCGGACUAUGAAGAUGACUAUGAUGAAGAGCGGCAUGUCGAAAUGAAUGUGAUAAACGAUGAACUUAAAUACGGUGCAGGACAUCACAAUCACCAGUCGAUGGACUCGAAUCCUUUGGAAAGUCAAUCAGAAUGGUCGGACGAUGAUUGCCGCGAAGAGGCUACAGGUGGCGCCGAAUCAACGGGCUACAUAACCGACGAACCGGGUUUGGAAAAUAUCUCAUUACUAAACGAAGCCGGUCUCACAGAUGCUGAAGGUGCUCUAUCCGAUGUCAAUUCACUUUACAAUGCACCCGAUGUGGAUGAUACAUCGGUGUCGAGUCGUGCCAGUUCACGAUUGCUCAGCUUAGAUUCGCUGAGUGGCCUGUACGAUUGUGAUUUGGAUUCAAAACAUGAAAUGGCAAUCGUGAAUGUUUCGCACAAAAUCACCAGCAAAUUUGGACCACAGCAGCAAAGUUAAUUGCAUCGGCAGUUACAGGUGUUAAACGACUCAAAAUCGAGAGGAGUAACUAAAUCCAAUUACAAUACAUAGUACUAGUACACACACACACACCCAUAUAUGCAUAUACACAUUUAAUAUUGAGGUAAGAAUGGUGUACAAUGUUAUUUUUCGGUGAAUAUACUGUAGCCCUAUCCCAUGAUGUAUGUAUGUAUGUAUGAAACUAUCUACAUAAAUAAGUAUUGGAAGGUUUUAGUAAGGAAUAAGAAGAAUAAGAAGAAGAAAAAUUAAAGAGGUACUGAUACUAAUGACUUAAAAGUGAAUAUACAUAAAGUGUACAGUUGAAGUAAGAUAGGAUGAAGGAAAAAUUGGUGCCUCCGUUACAGUUAAUACGAGUAUAAAGCAAAAACAAAACACAAAAAAGAGAAAAGAUAUUAUAGAUUGAUAUGUGAGAAUGAAAGCACAACAAGCAAAUGAUGUUGAAAUUUAGAAUUUAGCAGCAGGUGCGUAAGAAAGAUACUUACAAACAUGAAAUUUGGUAUGUAGAGUUGCCAAAGCUCUUUGUUUGCCUACAAAUAUAUGUUAAGCGUAAAAUAAGUAUUAAUUGUAUGUAUAUUUAUGUAGAUAUAAACAUGAAAUUGUAUUGUGUGUAAAAAAUACAUUGCGUAAACGCACCUAUCAAAUAA
This is a messenger RNA of Anastrepha obliqua, 7510 nucleotides long. RefSeq names its product Ca(2+)/calmodulin-responsive adenylate cyclase (gene rut). Gene Ontology annotation, molecular function: adenylate cyclase activity. Gene Ontology annotation, cellular component: plasma membrane. NCBI's taxonomy places the organism in Eukaryota, Metazoa, Arthropoda, Insecta, Diptera, Tephritidae. The transcript has 21 exons. Bases 210 to 6845 code for a protein of 2211 amino acids. Gene Ontology annotation, biological process: cAMP biosynthetic process; adenylate cyclase-activating G protein-coupled receptor signaling pathway; intracellular signal transduction. The record is from RefSeq and is a predicted model, not a curated record.